This is a messenger RNA of Alternaria rosae, 885 nucleotides long. RefSeq lists its product as uncharacterized. The coding region runs from base 1 to 885 and encodes 294 amino acids. The record is from RefSeq and is a predicted model, not a curated record. Lineage: Eukaryota; Fungi; Ascomycota; Dothideomycetes; Pleosporales; Pleosporaceae. The transcript has a single exon.
AUGCGUUACCAUACUCUCGGUUUAACAUUUUCCCUCCUCCAUUUCGCAUCACCACAAAACAUCUGCUACUACCCUAACGGCGACACACAACCCCACGACGUCCCAUGCGACCCCGAGGCGGAAGUAACAGGAUGUUGCUGGUCGCGUGCAGCCUGCCUUACAAACGGGCUUUGUAUUAUGGGUGGUGCGGAAAGCGAUAGCGGCCAAGAGUACGCACGUGGCACCUGUACGGAUAGAAGCUGGUCUAGCCCACUCUGUCCACAGAAUUGUCAACUCAAUCAAGACACGCCGAAUAAUUCUAGCGCUUACGACUUCCGCGCUGAUGGUGUCAAAGUCUGGCAGUGUGGCUCGCAGGGAUAUGGCAGGGAAGCGGAGUACUGUUGUGAAUCCGAGGCGGAGGGGCAGAGGUGCUGUCAGACGGAUACAGCGGUGUUUGUCUUGACGAGUGCUACUGUUGGCCCGUAUACAGGAAUUGAGAGUUCUUCGUUGCUGUCGUUGACUUCAUCCGCUACCUUGAGUGCGAGUACUACGCCUUUGCCAACUCCAUCGCGCACUGGGUCCGCUGCUCAGAGUUCCCAGAGCCCGCCAGCCGACGCCUCGAACCGAAGCGACAACAAGGCAACUACGAUUGGUGCUGGGGUUGGUGGAGCAUUAGGAGGAUGCCUUCUGACUACAUUGCUGGUAUUCUUCAUCAGGCGCCACAAAAACCGACGAGCUGCUCUCCGUCUAGAGGAGUCUCGAGCCGCCGUUGCUGAAUUCAACGAUAAAGCUGAACUAUCAACCGAGGAGACGUAUGCGGAACUGUCGAGCCAGAGCCAGAUCAAGGCGGUCUGGGAGCUGCCGGGAGAUGAACGCCUUCCGAGCUACCACGCGAACAGUCGAUGA